Ananas comosus (pineapple) is the source of this 798-nucleotide messenger RNA. Its product is annotated as two-on-two hemoglobin-3. Bases 137 to 646 code for a protein of 169 amino acids. NCBI's taxonomy places the organism in Eukaryota, Viridiplantae, Streptophyta, Magnoliopsida, Poales, Bromeliaceae. The record is from RefSeq and is a predicted model, not a curated record. The transcript is spliced from 4 exons. Gene Ontology annotation, biological process: oxygen transport. Gene Ontology annotation, molecular function: heme binding; oxygen carrier activity; oxygen binding.
CCUCGCGCUCUUCGCAAUUAACAUUUAACAGCCCCAAAAUUUUCGAUCCAUCGCGCCGCCCCGUUUCUCUCUUGUUUCUCGCUCGCUCGUUUCGUCUACCACGUGCGGCGGCGGAGGAGGAGACGAAACCCUAGCGAUGCAAUCGCUGCAGCAGAAGGCGUCGGAGUGGAGCGGCGUGGCGCCGAGCGACGCCUUCGCCAUCGACGAGACCAACCUCUUCGAAGCCCUCGGUGGUCUCCAACCCUUCGUCGACCUCUCCACCAAUUUCUACACCAGAAUCUAUGAGGACGAGGAGGAGUCGUUUCGCUCGAUCUUUGCUGCUUCGCGGAAGGAGGACGCGAUCCGUAACCAGUAUGAGUUUUUCGUUCAGAGGAUGGGAGGGCCUCCAUUGUAUUCACAGCGGAGAGGCCAUCCUGCGCUGAUUGCGCGGCAUCGGCCAUUUCCAGUUACUCACCAAGCAGCAGAGAGGUGGCUACACCACAUGCAACAAGCAUUGGACAACACUGGAAGCAUCGACCCAGAUUCAAGAGUCAAAAUGAUGAAUUUCUUCAGGCACACUGCAUACUUUCUUGUUGCCGGCAAUGAGAUGACAAAGCAAGGGCAAGGAGUCCCUUGCAAACAUGCUACUAGCAAUCCAGCAGCAUAAAAGAAGAGCAAUUCUUCAUUUAUCCAGAUUAUAGUAUCAUAUGUAAAAACUCUCACAUCAAAUAUUUAUCCUACUUAAUUUAUUGUAUGCAAUCAUUUGAUAAAAGAAACUUCAAGACAUCUGAAUAUAUUUCAGUGUUGCAUGCGCUUCCA